Budorcas taxicolor (takin) is the source of this 930-nucleotide messenger RNA. RefSeq names its product putative olfactory receptor 10D4. Gene Ontology annotation, cellular component: membrane. The transcript has a single exon. The record is from RefSeq and is a predicted model, not a curated record. Gene Ontology annotation, biological process: G protein-coupled receptor signaling pathway. Gene Ontology annotation, molecular function: olfactory receptor activity; G protein-coupled receptor activity. NCBI's taxonomy places the organism in Eukaryota, Metazoa, Chordata, Mammalia, Artiodactyla, Bovidae. The coding region runs from base 1 to 930 and encodes 309 amino acids.
AUGAGGAAUCACACUCCAGUAACCGAGUUCCUCCUCAUGGGAAUCCCUCACACACAGGGGCUGGAACACGUGCUCUUUGUCUUCUUCCUCGCCUUCUAUCUGCUCACUCUUGUGGGGAACCUGCUCAUUCUCCUGGCCACCCUCACUUCCUCCAACCUCCACACCCCCAUGUAUUUCUUCCUGGGCAACCUGUCAGUGUUUGACAUCUUUUUCCCUUCUGUGAGUUCCCCCAAAAUGAUGCUCUACCUACUGGGGCAAAGCCGGACUAUCUCUUACCAGGGCUGCGCCUGCCAGCUCUUCUUUUAUCACUUCCUGGGCUGCACGGAGUGUUUCCUGUACACUGUGAUGGCCUAUGACCGCUUUGCCGCCAUCUGUCACCCCUUGCGGUACACGGCCAUCAUGAACCCCAGGGUGUGUGCCAUCUUGACUCUGGGCACCUGGAUGGGGAGCAGUGUGCAUGCGUCUGUCCUCACAUUUCUUGUGUUUAAGUUACCUUACUGUGGCCCCAAGGAGGUGGGCAAUUUCUUCUGUGACAUCCCGGUGGUGCUGUCCCUGGCCUGUGCAGACACCUCUCUAGCUCACAGGGUGAGUGUCACCAACGUAGGUGUUGUGGCACUCCUGUGUUUCCUUCUUGUCCUCACUUCUUAUACUCGCAUUGUUAUCUCUAUAUUGAGAAUCAGCUCCUCAGAAGGGAGGCACAGGGCCUUCUCCACCUGCAGUGCCCACCUGACUUCUGUCCUGCUCUUCUAUGGACCUGUGAUCCUCAUUUAUCUCCGGCCUGCCUCCAGCCCUUGGCUGGAUUCUGUGGUUCCGUUGUUCAAUAAUAUUGUUAACCCUUCCCUGAAUCCUUUGAUAUACAGCUUGAGAAACAAGGAUAUGAAGUUGGCUCUGAGAAAAGCACUAAUCCGAGUACAUACUUGUGGACCAUAA